This is a messenger RNA of Venturia canescens, 1007 nucleotides long. RefSeq names its product protein FAM32A-like. Lineage: Eukaryota; Metazoa; Arthropoda; Insecta; Hymenoptera; Ichneumonidae. The record is from RefSeq and is a predicted model, not a curated record. Gene Ontology annotation, cellular component: nucleolus. Bases 434 to 772 code for a protein of 112 amino acids. The transcript has 3 exons.
UCUCAAACACAUGAACCACAUGAACAAUCGCUGGCCAAGAGCAUUUUCAUCGUACACUCGUACUCCAAUUUCAAUGCAUUGACUUUCAUACUGUUUUGCAUUUGCUUUAUAUUUUUAAGUUGAUUCGUGUUUAGAACUACACUUUGAGGAAGGUUGAACUUUUUGAUAACUGUAUAACGAGUUUUCCAAAAGGAAAAAAAUGGAAAUCUCCGAUUUUGAAUGUUUCCUACGAAAAGCUUACCACUAGGUGGCGGUAUAGUGUUCAGUCUGGGGAAAAAUAAUUUACGUCAACUAUCAGUAUUUGGUUAGACAUGAAUAACAUCUUCUGUCAGUUGCAACAGAGAAAAUACAUUAUAACGUUCGUUAUUUGACAACGAGGUCGAUAAACAAAAUAAAUAAAAGCAGUUGUCGCAUUGCAAUUAAGAAGUUUGAAAUGCCGUCGCAGUCGGAGGAUGAUCCGUACGCGCACGUUGCGAAAGGAGCAUUGAAGUUAAAGAACGACGAGACCAUCAGCAAAAAGAAAAAACAUAAGGGGAAAAAGAAAAAAUUGGGUGAAGUCUCUAAAAUUGUUGAAGAAGAAAAGCCUGAAACUGUUGAAGUUCGAAGGACGAAAGCUGAACUAGCUUUCCAAAAAAUGCAAGAAAAAAUGCAAACAGAAAGAAUAAAGCAGAAAGCCUCAAUGACUCACAAGCAAAGAGUGGAAGAGUUCAAUCGUCAUUUGGAUAGUCUUACCGAACACUUUGACAUACCGAAGGUCAGCUGGACGAAAUAGAAGAGAAGGAUUUUCCUUAAAAUAAAUCUAUGCAAAAAAUUUAUAAUAGUUCAAUAUAUAAGUUUAUUCUUUUGUGUACAAUUCACUUUUAAUGCGUUGUAUCCUUUUAAGUCAAUAUAAUUUUGUGUCGUUGGUGUGAGGUAUUAACAAGAAUUAAUUAUUCAACGACAUACAACCGAUGUGUAUAAAAAUAAGCAAAAGAAAAAUCUAUCAAUAAAAAGAUGUGCGUUUUUUA